GGACUGGGCGCCAACGCUUUUGCUAGGCUACAAAGCAAAUAAUGAAGGCACUGCGCGCUACGAGCGUGCUGCAAAGCGACGGUUCAAACGAACGGCUCCCGAGGUCGACGCGGUGACCGCUGCACCGGCAAGAGCUUUUGGAGUCGGCGCAACGCCACCCGAAAACCGCUACGACGGCGGUGACGACGACCGCACAUAUGCAGACAGCCCGUCACUGCCGCGAGCCGAACGUGAAGGUCAGGCUGCCGAAAAUGAAGCAGGAGCUGCUGUACAGGCAGAGAUGACCAUGACAGACAUUGCAGCAUUGGAGCAACAGUGCACUGCACUAAAUGAUAACCUGUAUGCCCUGCGUGCUCAGAUUGAUCAACUGGAGUGGACUCAAGCAGCGUUCAGAGAGAGUAAAGCCAAGGUCGUCUACUACACAGGGAUGGCAACCUUUGAUAUUCUGUAUGGCAUAUUUAAAGUUGUGGAGUGCUAUGCCCCACACGGUGUGAACAACAGUCUAUCAAAAUUUCAAGAGUUUAUUCUGUUUAUAAUGAAGAUGAAGCUGAAUUUGCACAACACUGACCUUGGCUUCAGAUUUGGAGUUUCAGAGGCUACAGUGUCGCACAUUUUUGAUAAGUGGCUGUAUGUGGCAGAUUGUCGAUUGAAGCCAUACAUUUCAUGGCCAGACCGAGUCUCACUGCAGCAGACCAUGCCGCAAGCUUUCUUUGAUUCAUUUGGUGCGAAUGUGGCCACAGUAAUUGACUGUUUUGAAAUAAAAAUAGAGCGACCAUCAUCGUAUCAGGCAAGAAGUGAGACAUGGUCGCAAUACAAGCAGAGUAACACUGCUAAGUUUCUCAUUGGCAUUGCUCCUCAAGGUGUUGUCACUUUCAUCUCAGAAGGUUGAGGAGGCGCUGCAGUGAUAAGCAUAUCACAGAUCAUUGUGGCAUUCUCGAUAACCUGCGUCCUGGUGAUGUUGUGCUUGCUGACAGAGGCUUCAAUAUCUCUGAGAGUGUUGGCUUCUAUUGCGCGCGUUUGCAUGUUCCAGCGUACACAAAAGGCAAAAAACAACUGUCGGCAGAAGAAGUCUUGAGCACCAAAAAACUUGCUAACGUGCGUAUUCAUGUGGAGGGAGUGAUUGGGCUCAUACGGAAUAAGUUUACCAUCUUGAAAGGCACUCUCCCCAUUGAGUAUGUUGCCCGCCGAGAAGGUGAUGAUAGGCCGCCACUGGAUAAAAUUGUCACUGUAUGCUGUGCUUUAUCUAAUAUGUGUCCAUCAAUUGUUGCAGAGCUAAGGGAAGCCAAUGGUGAAGUGACUUCACCUACCCCAGAGCUUCAUUAGUGUGUAAUGCUUUCACAAGCCUUUGCCCGCAUUAUACUAUCGAAUACUAUUCUCGUUUGUUUUCAUGCAGUUUUUUUUAUUUCACUUCUAGCAACACGUAUGCCAG
Molecule: messenger RNA, 1429 nt
Organism: Dermacentor silvarum
Lineage: Eukaryota; Metazoa; Arthropoda; Arachnida; Ixodida; Ixodidae
Exons: 2
Coding region: 281-889 (202 amino acids)
Source: RefSeq, a predicted model, not a curated record